AAACGAGGUGUCAAUUCUCGAAAAUGUCUUUUUCAGCACAACUGUCCACGAGGGUCUAUCCUCAAACGUAAUAAACCAUGGGGGCAUACAGAUACGUCCAGGAGCUGUACCGCAAGAAGCAGAGCGAUGUGAUGCGCUAUCUGUUGCGCGUCCGCGUCUGGCAGUACCGCCAGAUGACCAAGUUCCACCGUGCCCCGCGUCCGUCUCGCCCGGACAAGGCUCGCCGUCUGGGAUACCGUGCAAAGCAGGGCUAUUCAAUCUUCCGCAUCCGCGUACGUCGCGGUGGCCGUAAACGCCCAGUCCCCAAGGGUUGCACGUACGGCAAGCCCAAGAGCCACGGUGUCAACGAGCUGAAGCCAACCCGCUGUCUGCAGUCCGUCGCCGAGGAACGUGUCGGUCGCCGCGUCGGAGGUCUUCGCGUGUUGAACUCGUACUGGGUUUCCCAAGAUGCAUCCCAUAAGUACUACGAGGUCAUCAUGGUUGAUACCUCCCAUAACGCAAUCCGCCGUGACCCGAAGGCGAACUGGAUUUGCAACGCCGUACACAAGCACCGUGAGCUUCGUGGUCUUACGUCGGCUGGAAAGAAAUCCCGCGGUCUGGGCAAGGGCUACCGCUACUCCCAGACUAUUGGCGGAUCUCGUCGUGCCUGCUGGCGUCGUCGCAACCGUCUGCAUAUGCGCCGUUACCGUUAAGUUACGGUGGUAACAGCAGCAGCCAGCAACACGUGUUGGGGUGGUAUGUACGUACGGUUGUUUUGGGAAUUAUGAAUCAGAACACUGUGAAAUGCUACGCAUACAAUAAACCGUCAAUGAGACUAA
Molecule: messenger RNA, 818 nt
Organism: Anopheles coustani
Lineage: Eukaryota; Metazoa; Arthropoda; Insecta; Diptera; Culicidae
Gene: RpL15
Product: large ribosomal subunit protein eL15
Exons: 3
Coding region: 78-692 (204 amino acids)
Biological process (GO): cytoplasmic translation
Cellular component (GO): cytosolic large ribosomal subunit; ribosome
Molecular function (GO): structural constituent of ribosome; RNA binding
Source: RefSeq, a predicted model, not a curated record